This is a messenger RNA of Thalassophryne amazonica, 2075 nucleotides long. It is a transcript of the gene usp12a, whose product is annotated as ubiquitin specific peptidase 12a. The record is from RefSeq and is a predicted model, not a curated record. Gene Ontology annotation, molecular function: cysteine-type endopeptidase activity; cysteine-type deubiquitinase activity. Gene Ontology annotation, biological process: protein deubiquitination. Gene Ontology annotation, cellular component: nucleus; cytosol. Lineage: Eukaryota; Metazoa; Chordata; Actinopteri; Batrachoidiformes; Batrachoididae.
GGUGUGGCUAAGGUAGCUGCUUCAACAAAACGAACACGGAAGUUUGCGGGAGUGAUGUCUCCUAAUUUUGUUGCGAGCUCUCUGCCUGCUGUCGCCUCACGCGAGGAGCAGUGACGCGCGCGGCGGUGUGGUGGAAGAUGGCGUUAGCCGAAUGGAAAUCCUAAUGACAGUCUCCAAAUUUGCCUCUUUUUGUACCAUGGGCGCCAAUGCCUCUGCUCUGGAGAAAGAGAUUGGAUCUGAACAGUUUCCGGUCAAUGAGCACUACUUUGGGUUGGUUAAUUUUGGGAACACCUGCUACUGUAACUCAGUGCUGCAGGCUCUAUACUUCUGUAGACCGUUCCGGGAGAAGAUCCUGGCAUAUCGCAGUCAGCCGCGGCGGAAGGAGAACCUGCUCACCUGCCUGGCUGACCUAUUCCAUAGCAUUGCCAACCAGAAGAGGAAGGUGGGCGUCAUACCUCCCAAAAAGUUCAUCACCCGGCUACGCAAGGAGAAUGAGCUGUUUGACAACUACAUGCAGCAGGAUGCCCAUGAGUUCCUGAACUACCUGCUGAACACAAUCGCAGAUCUGCUGCAGGAAGAGAGGAAGCAGGAGAAGACCAACGGUCGCCUGGCAAAUGGCACACUGGACUCGCAGAACAACAACAGCAAUGCUACGCCCGCCCCCACCUGGGUACAUGAGAUCUUCCAAGGCACUCUGACCAACGAGACACGCUGCCUCACCUGCGAGACGAUAAGCAGCAAAGAUGAGGACUUUCUGGACCUUUCUGUGGACGUAGAACAGAAUACCUCUAUCACACACUGCCUCAGAGGUUUCAGUAACACAGAGACACUGUGCAGUGAGUACAAAUACUACUGUGAAGAAUGUAGAAGCAAACAGGAGGCACACGAAGAGGAGCGUGUAAAAAAGUUGCCGAUGAUUCUGGCACUGCACCUUAAGCGCGUUAAGUACAUGGAGCAGCUGCAGCGUUACACCAAGCUGUCCUAUCGCGUCGUCUUCCCCCUGGAGCUCCGACUCUUCAACACCUCCGGUGCCACCAAUCCUGAGAGGCUGUACGACCUGGUCGCUGUGGUGGUUCACUGUGGGAGUGGUCCAAACCGGGGUCACUACAUUGCCAUUGUGAAAAGUCAUGACUUCUGGUUGCUGUUUGAUGAUGAUAUUGUGGAGAAAAUUGAUGCACAGGCCAUAGAAGAAUUCUACGGUCUAACUUCUGAAAUCUCCAAGAACUCCGAGUCGGGCUACAUCCUGUUUUACCAGUCCAGAGACUGAACAUGAGGCCGAGCCGGACAAAAGUUGCAUGCCCUCUGUGCGAGGAGCAGCCGACCAUAAACACAACCACAGCAGCCUGCAUGGUAUCAUAACUGCCUGCACAGCUGUAAUUCAUACCUGUGCUUUUUCUACGCACUCAGUGCUGCGGAGCCGUUGUGGAUGUUCUCUCUUAAGUACCAGCUGUUCCUGCUGGCCGUGUCCUCGUUUCCCACUACACCCUUCACUCUGACGGACGACGACGUUGCUGUUGGUGUUGUUGUUGCAGGGAUGAUGAGGCGGUAUGACACUGAAUGAAAACUGUCGAGACUUCAUUUUGUUUUUGUUUUUCCUCCUAAAAGAUGCUGAAUGAGAUGAGGGUUGUACAGAUGGUUUGUGAUGCGAGUGGCAUAUGCUUUUUUUUUUUCCCUUUGGGUGUGGGUUCAGUGGGUAUUUAAUAAUUCAUAUGAUGUAAUAUUGGCCUGGUGUCCUCGCCCCCCUCCACACACUGUAAUUCCGCACUGGGGUUUACAUAAAGCAGAUCAUAUUUUUGAUCAAAGAUGCAACAGUGGGUGGGGAGGAGUGUGUGUUUGGCCUGCGGGCGUAUCGGGUUGUCUUUCUACAUUGUACAGAAUGGUAUUUGUAUAAAUAUUGAAAGAAAAUAAUGUUGGAAAAUGUUAGAGCUUGAGCAGAUGUAUUAACACUAUGGUGCACUUUUGAUACCGUUUUGUAGGUGUUGGCAAGUUUCAUGUGAGGGUUUGCUUAAAAAAAAAAAGCCUGUUGUGAAACGAUCAUUUUCUGUUUUAAAGAAAAAUAAAACGGUAAGACUGAA